UUGUUUACCUGCUAGCCUGUGAGCGCGCAGCACGCUCACUAAGUUCAGACUUUUAGGUUUUCGUGCUCCGCGGCGAUGAACCCGGAGCUCAGCGGGUUGUUUUAGACCAACAGCAGCGGGGGAAACAGAUUCACCGCGGGAACUUUAACCCUGCGUGACCUUUGACCCGCUCAGGCUCGGUUAGUUUAUUGUCGGGUUUUUCUCUUUCAGCCGCUCAGAGCAAAGUUGGCUUCCUGCUAGCGCUGCUCACCUGACGUGAAUCACCUGAAGGUGACGUUUCAUUUGAUCCACUUCACGCAGGAAUUCAAACCCUGCAGCAAAACUGAGACCAACGAGCCUCAAACGUUCCUCUCGGACUGUCCUCCAGGAAGAUGGCCAACCCACUCAGGUCUGAAGUGUUUCGACUGUACAAGAACCUCCUCUACCUCGGCAGGGAGUACCCCAAAGGUGGUGACUACUUCCGCGACCGUCUGAGAGCGGCGUUUGCCAGGAACAAGGCGGUGGAGGACCCCGAGCAAAUAAAGGCCCUGAUUGCUCGUGGCGAGUACGUGGCCCGGGAGCUGGAGGCGCUUUACUACCUGAGGAAGUACAGAGCGAUGAAGAAGCGCUACUACGAGGACUAAACGGCGACCGAACAGUGACGACACAAACAGCUCUGAGGUUUACGGAUCCAAUCCUGAGGUCACAUGACCACCGAGUGAAGCCUUUAAAUUAAAGUAUUCAAAACAAAAA
Molecule: messenger RNA, 732 nt
Organism: Maylandia zebra (zebra mbuna)
Lineage: Eukaryota; Metazoa; Chordata; Actinopteri; Cichliformes; Cichlidae
Gene: lyrm5b
Product: LYR motif containing 5b
Biological process (GO): respiratory electron transport chain
Cellular component (GO): mitochondrion
Source: RefSeq, a predicted model, not a curated record